AUGGCGUCCAGGGAUAACGACGUGCAGCAGCAGCCUGGACAACUAAAAAAUGCGCUGUACCUGCAGCCGAAGGUCGCCUCUGGAGUGCAUGCACCUAAGGCAGCGAAGAAGUAUGCCCAGGCGCAAGCAGCGGCGCAAAUGUCCGCCACGCGGUCCUUGGCCCCGCUAGAGGCUACUGCUGGCUUUGAGAAAGCACAGCAGAUUAGGAGCACGCUAAAUGCCCUGGGCGCGAAGAAGGCACCGGUACUGGAAAAACUUAAGCAGACGCCACAGUCUCCGAAGACGGAUGUUCCCCCGCUUGAUAAACCACUCCCAGCAGUGGCGCCGCCACUGCGCGGCUCAGGUCGCAGACGUGAUGACGGGAACAUGGCAGCCUCGCCCCCCCGACCACCUGUCACAGCAUCCGACAUGGUCAGCCGGGCGCGAGGCGAAAACGGGAAUGGCCACGCAGCGCGCCUUCCGAACAAGCAAGAGCUUGGAGAGGGCUUGCCUUACGUCAA
Molecule: messenger RNA, 500 nt
Organism: Volvox carteri f. nagariensis
Lineage: Eukaryota; Viridiplantae; Chlorophyta; Chlorophyceae; Chlamydomonadales; Volvocaceae
Exons: 4
Source: RefSeq, a predicted model, not a curated record